This is a messenger RNA of Uncinocarpus reesii 1704, 2529 nucleotides long. RefSeq lists its product as uncharacterized. The record is from RefSeq and is a predicted model, not a curated record. Gene Ontology annotation, biological process: cytoskeleton organization. Gene Ontology annotation, cellular component: cytosol. The transcript has 9 exons. Bases 1 to 2529 code for a protein of 842 amino acids. NCBI's taxonomy places the organism in Eukaryota, Fungi, Ascomycota, Eurotiomycetes, Onygenales, Onygenaceae.
AUGGCUUCGGGUGAAGGAAACCAGACUGGCCAGCAUAUUGUACGGGCGGAUGAGGUUGAUCAAACAGGGAUGGAUAUCUCCCCUAUGCCUGACGAGCAGCUCAUGCCCAAUGUAGUCCGUGACCUCAAGGCAGAACAAGCUCGAAGCCAGGAUGAAAAACUUUCAGAAUACCCACAACGCCAUCCAGCACAACCUCCGCGUCCUGAGUUGCGACGCAAUACUAUCGCUCCCCCGCCCCCGUUGCAGCCGCCUCCACCGGCCCCGACACCACGAAAUCUAGAGCCCGCAACUGAUUCGUUGAGCUUAGCUCAAUUGCGAAAGAUUGUCCAAGACCUUCCCAAAACGGAAGAGCAUCCUGUGUAUGCUUUUUCUUAUGCGGAUUCCCAGCCUUUCCCAGAGGAAUUGGACGAAUGGUUUCAAUGUAAUGAGGCUGAUCGACUGAUGUUGCUUGGAUCAAAGGCGUCAUUCGAACAAAAUUGGUCCCAGUUUGUCCAGUCGUUACAUGGAAAUGUUCCUGAUAUCACCUGGCUUAAUGCUGCAGAAAAUUUGAAAAAGACUUUCCUGGAGGGGCUAUUAACGAACCUCACAAGAAACACUGAUAUUUCGGCACGAAUUGAAGCUCUUAACUGUAUAUGUUACCUCAUCACCGGUAUCUGGGGGAUUACUGCAGGCAAGACCGCGGACGAUUACCCAACCGAGCUUUCUGAAAAAGAGGCGGCAGAAACCCCAGGAGAGAAGUCCUUGCAGAUUCAAUGGAUGGAGAAGAAUGCGGACCUUAUCCGGCACACCAAAGCAUUGGUUCCGCUUUUCCACUAUCUGAAAGAAGUCUUCGAUAGUAAUCAAUCAGCCACUUAUGAUGAUAUCAAAGGUUUUGAUGGCGACACUGGCGCAACCGCAUACUGUGCAGCCCGGGACCGGGAAAUGAAUUUGACCGUUACGAUAUUCUAUUUCCUGGUCGAAAUUGCUCGUAGACAGCAAGCACGGCAGCCUGAUAGGCCUUUUCUGAAAGAUGAGUUCGCUGCGCUAGACCCGAAUUACCUUGUUAUAGUAGCCCAGAUCAUUGCUCGGUUGCGAUGGGAGGAUGUCACCAAUUUUCCGUUAACAAGGCGUGCAAAAACCGUAUUAGAACCGAAGUACGAUGGGCAAGCCAGCAAUUCGAAAUCUUCACUACCAGCUCUAACAGCCUCACCCCUCGAUUAUCAUACAUUCCGACAAGAAAUCACAUCAAAAUAUCCUUCUUAUAACCCUCCUCCUGCCCUAAUUCCUUUGGAGCUGGGGCAUAAUUCCAUUCUUCCACCGCUUCCCACGGUAUCUAACCGAGUUAACACGUCGACGCUGUUUUCAGGCGUGUCGGCAUCCUCUGGAACUGGAAACGGCUCUAUUCUACACAAAUCUGUCCACAUUGCAACUCCCGCGCCUUCUCCUCCGCCCUCACCUGGUGGACCUGGAAAGGCAGGUAAAAAGCAAAAUUAUCAAACGAAUCAGAACUUCCCGUUUAUGUACCCCCCACUGGAUAGCCUUAGCAACAAUAUUGGUGGAAAGGGUUCAAGUGACAUACAAGACACAUUGGUAGGCCAGAAGUGGGAAGGGAGUGAUGUCCCAGCGUCGAUUAUUGAGGCGGGAAAGCUAUUUUCAAGUCGGAUGCGGAUGACGAGAGCAAUUAGGCAACUCUGGGAAGAACGUGAGAGGUUCUUGAAAUAUGAUCGAGGUUGGGGUGCAAACGGGGCGACUACGCAGAAACAAAUACUGCCCAAUCUUCAGUCCGUCGUCAUCGUCCUGCUAAAGGAAAUACUGACAAACAUUACGGCGGAUGCUGGCCAGUCAAAUGGUAGUAGCCAGAACGGACAAAAAUCUGGGGUGAUGUCUAAUGGGAUCAACGGUGCCCAGACUUCUACCGCCGGAGCAUACUCAAUGCCCGACCAUGUAGGGAAUCUAGAGGACCUUGAUGCCGUUAGGUCCCGGGAAAUAAAAUCCAAGGGCAUUUCUGGCGUGUUAUUGCUAUUGUUGAAAUGGUUCAAAAGAUCUCACAUUUUGCAAUUUGAAUAUAUGACCCAGCUUUUACUUGAUUCCAAUUAUUUGCCGCUGAUAUUAAAGAUGUUUAUACAUCAAGAUGUUGAUAGGGCUGUGGCUCAAAGGAAUGACAGGAAAGAUCUAAGCUUCUUCCAUUUCUGCCACGUCCACUCUGAUCAACCACCGCUCGCUCUUUCUGAACCUGAGCCCGAAAGAUUAGAGGAUAGCGAAGAAGAAGCUGUCCCCCCUCCGAUAUCUCGAAGCCGAUCAUCCUUAUCUGUGCUCAAUGCAGCUGCAACACCCAGCGAGAAAGCUCAGGAUCACUUCACAGAUGGUGCAUUCCUCCCCGAGGUUGAUGAACUAGGCUUCCCGACCGCUCCACUUCCCGACACGCCGAUUACCGAAUUCUCAUUCCGCAACUUCUUUUCUGCGAUAAAUUACCUUCACAUCAUGCAAAAGAUCACCCGCAACAAAGCUCAUCGCUGCCUGCUACUUCGCCGUGCUACGAAAAGGAAUUAA